CACUACGGCCCGGCCUGCCUCAGCCCCUGCGGAAAGCUCCCGGUGCUGCACAUCUUCGGGCAGCAGUCCCUGGACAUCGAGCGUUGUGCAGAAGCCUUCCGUGAGCUCUACCCCGACCGGCAGAGCUGGGUGGUGGUGCUGAGCGAUGUGGUCUAUGCCCAUGCCAUGAGUGAACUGGAGCAGCAGUUGUGCCCUGAGUACCCUAAUAUUGUUUUCUCCAGGGUGGUGUGUGGGGACCCUCCUGGCCCCGCACCGCCUGGGGAGGUGCAGCAGUUUGGUCGCCAGUUCCGCGUGGAGGCAGCGGGAGGGCUGGAGGACUGUGCCAUGUUCUACGUGGGAGCCGAGGGUCUGUCCCUCACCAGCUUCAUGCUGACCUGGAACCGCUGCCCCUUCAGCUCCUUUGACCCCACCACCGGCUGCGGCCGUCGCGAGACCCUCAAUGUCAACCGGGCCCUGAUGCGACGCCUCUACCUGGUGGAGCGGGCCCGGGACGCUCAGGUGGUGGGCAUCUUGGUGGGCACCCUCGGUGUGGUGGGCUACCUGGUCGUGCUGCAGCACCUCCGGGAGCUUCUGCGCCGGGCUGGCAAGCGCAGCUACACACUGGCUGUGGGGAAGCCAAACCCUGCCAAGCUAGCCAACUUCCUGGAGGUGGACAUCUUUGUCCUGGUGGCCUGUGCUCAGAACUCCCUACUGGACUCCAGUGACUUCUACCGGCCUAUCGUGACUCCCUAUGAGCUGGAGCUGGCCUGUAACCCAGCCCGGGAGUGGACAGGGAACUACCUCACUGACUUCCGAGACCUGCUGCCAGGUGCCUGUGCGCACAUUGAGCUCCCACUAGCUAUCCCUGCAGCGGAGGCUGUUCCUGACAUCUCGCUGAUCACAGGGGAGAUGCGUGCCACACACCUCUGCGACACCCCAACUGCCCCUCAACUGCCCCCCAGCACCGCCCUGGCCUGCAGGGACCAGACACGGGCUCUCGCAGAGAUCAGCCCUGCUGCCUCCUUCCUGGAGUCCCGCAGCUGGCGGGGCCUGGAGCAGCGUUUGGGGCAGACACCCGUCUCCAAGGCUGUGCAGGGCCGACGAGGGAUUGCCAUUGCCUACGAGGACGAGGGGCGUGAGCAACCCUGA
This is a messenger RNA of Pterocles gutturalis (yellow-throated sandgrouse), 1128 nucleotides long. It is a transcript of the gene DPH2, whose product is annotated as DPH2 homolog (S. cerevisiae). The record is from RefSeq and is a predicted model, not a curated record. Lineage: Eukaryota; Metazoa; Chordata; Aves; Pterocliformes; Pteroclidae. Gene Ontology annotation, molecular function: 2-(3-amino-3-carboxypropyl)histidine synthase activity. Gene Ontology annotation, biological process: protein histidyl modification to diphthamide. The transcript is spliced from 4 exons. The annotation marks the transcript as partial.